AUUUCGUGGUGCUGUUUGAUUUUAUCAUCGUUAUUAAUUAUCUCAAUAUUGUUUACAAUAAACUAUAACAAAUAUACUUAAAAUAUCGUAUUUAUAUCAGUAAAGGUGCUAAAUUAUUGAAAUGUUAUUGCUUAUAUACAAAGAAUAUAAAUAUGUGAUACGUUAUUGUGUGUUACGCGAAGAAAGAAGUUGGCUUAAAUAAAUCUAUUCAAAUUGUCUUAAUUUGGGAGUCUACAAUAAACGCAGUACAAAACAUGGCAACAGUACAAAAAAUUGAAUCAAAAUUAAUAACUUUAAAGGAUACCCGUCCGAGAGAUAGUAUGAACAAUGAAAUAUCGUCAACGUCCAGUGAAGAUGGAUCAAAUCCAGACGCUAUCACAAAAUUCAAUAAUUUCUACAAGUCGAGAUACACAGAAUCAACUCAAUCUGAUAAUGAAAUACUAGAAUCACCAAGAUCUGUGGUACAAGCAAGAAAUCAUUAUAAGUCAAUGGGUAAUAUAACGGAUGCCUAUAGAGAAAAUCAUACCGUACAAAGUAGUAUAAGCAACGUAGACCUAAGUCUCCAUAGGAGUGAAAUUAAAAAGUUUGAGUCACUUCGUAUACCAAUUGUUGGUUAUGAAGUGAUGGAAGAACGAGCGAGGUUCACGAUAUACAAGUUGAAAGUUGAAGAUGACAAACGUGAUCAAUCCUGGCUUGUAUUUAGAAGGUAUACUGAUUUUGUCAGGUUAUACAAUCGUAUAAAAAGCGAACAGCCCAACUUACUCUUACCGUUGCCUGGCAAACGUUGGUUUAGGGAUAAUUUUCAACCAGCGUUCCUCGAAGAAAGGGUUAGAGGUUUGCAGACAUUUGUAAACGCGAUUUUACAUAAGCUUCCAAAUCAUUCGGUUGUCAGAGAAUUUUUUUGCUUGGAUGAACCGCCCCAAGUGUUCAGUUAUCAACCGGAAGUGCAAGCCGUUUACGGUGCUUUGGAAGACUCGAUAACUACCCUUAAAGUACAAUUGAAACAAAAGGAUGCAACGAUAAUGCAUUUGCAAAAACGUGUCGCGCUUUUGGAAGAUCAGAUCAAAAACUGCCCUACUUGUAGUACAAAUAAAUCUGCUAAUAUGUAAUAUUUUUGGUAUAUUUAAAACAGGCAGCUGUAAUUCAGAAUUGCUCGGUAAGUUGUUUAAAAAUAAUGACAAUAAUUACCUUGGGUUUAAUUGUGGUUCUUUAAUCUAAAGUUAUCAUAAGUUAUUUAUUGUGAAGGCAGAUAUACUUGAUUGAUUCAUGAUAAAAGCUCGAGUGGAAUAGUCAGGUCGGUCAAACCAACCUAAAAAGCUGAUGCCCCUUUAAUACUAUUUUUAUUAUAAUAUCAUUUAAUAUUCUAACAAAAAAAUUAAAUAAGUAGUAGUAAGGAUGGCUAAAAUAUCAACCUCGUGGGUUGGGCAUAAUUGGCAUUGGCAUAAUUUACAGUCUUUGGAAUAUUGUAUGGAAUGGUGAAUUGCAAUUAAACCUAUUAUUAAGUAAUGCUUAGUAUGUAGACUUAGUGAAUUUAAGAGAUAUAUUUUUAAUAUUUAACUAAAACAGAUAGAAUGUGGGGAACAUUAUUGAUAUAUUUUCAAAAAAUUUAACAUCAAUAUUAGUUGUAAUGUAAGCGAUAUGGCUUACUAAGAGGUGAAUUGUUUCAAUAAAAAAGAAUUGUCGUUCAAAACAUCCUGGAAAAACUUUUUUCUCAUGAAGGACUAUUACAAAAGGGACCAAAUCUAUUGAUAUAUCCAGAUACUAGCAGUCAGGCAAGGGAGGUCAACACCCUCCCUUUUCCAACUUCACUAUUAUUAAAUCUCAGUUUUCAAUUUAUUAAGUUUACCUAAGCAAAAGUUGGAUAAUAUUUUCUAUAGAACUUUCUAGAGAUUGUAGAUUUUUUAGACAGAAGAUUUGAUUCUUAUAAGCAAACGAAACCACGGACCAAAUGAUUAAUUAAUACCGAUAAAAAUUACUGAGUUAGUUUCUUUUUAUAAUGUAUUCAUAAUCCUGGCAAGACUACACUCAAGCCCAUCCGUCAUUCCCACCAAAAGGCAAAGAUUUAUUUAUGAUCUUUCAAGAAUGAACCUUUUUUUUAAUCUCUUUAAAUUUACUGCCUCUGUACGCGAUGUACAAAUUAAUGAGUGAUAUUAAAUUAUAUAUAAUAAUGUAUCAUUUAAUGAUAAUUAUUGUCAAUUAAUGUUAAUAUAAUAUGUAAUUUCAAUAAAAUUAUUCUUUAUAUAAUAUUAUAUUUAGUACAUACAUUUAAGUAAAUAAAUGGCUGGAAUACACUAUUUAAUUAAAAAUGAAAUAAAAUUAUAUUUUAUUUUAAGGACUGAACAAUUUUGUAACAGGUUGUAAAAUGUCAGAUUAAAGUUAUUUCAUCUGUGAAAAUUUAGUUAUCGGGAUGCUGGAAAACAUUUUAUAAGCGACGGAAAUGUGUUAAAGGAAGUAGGGAAUAACAUUAUUAUAUAACUCCAUGAACACAUAGAUGGCGUUAGUUAUUUAUACACACUUAUUACAUUCUUCUACAUUAUAUUCGAAUGACAGGAGUAUAGAUAAAUAAACCAAGCAUUAUAUAUCAACUUUGACAUCAUUCAAUUUUUUUUUCAUAGUUCAUAUAGCCAAUGACAUGUCAUGCCAAGGCAAGAUCAAAGUGUUUAUUUGUCUUUUAUCCUGUUAUUAGAAUAAGCUCUAUAUCAGUUUCAUUCCCGAAUUGGGAAACAUUAUUAGAAUGUUUUAAUUUGUCCAAGCAACACUUGUAUUAAACAUUUUAAAGUCAAUGUUACACAACAUAGGCACAUCUUUUUUUCUUUUGUUAUCUGUUAAUGUGCAUGGUACAAAAAAAGUUACGUUGUUUCAUGAUAUAAAAAUAUGAUAUUAUUUUAUUCAUAGGUGCUAAUUAAAUAUAGUUUUAAUUGUAGAAGCAUUUAAUUUUAGUUAUAGAUAUUAUAUAGAAAGCAUUUUUAUUUUAUUAUAUUUUUUAUGUUAAUUUAAUGUAUAUUAUUUAGAAAAAAAAAAGUUUUUGAAAUGUCAAACGUCAGUAUGUUCGCGCCAAAAUUUUCGUAACCGUAUAUUUUUGUAACAUUUAAAUAUAAUAUUAUGUACAUUUUCAUUCAAUAUACAAUUAUAAUAUUAAUUAUACUGCAGGUUUAUUUUAAUACGAACAAUUUCAAUUCAAUCAAAAGGAUUUUUUUUAUUUAAUUUAUUGU
Messenger RNA from Nymphalis io (European peacock), 3212 nucleotides. It is a transcript of the gene Snx16, whose product is annotated as sorting nexin-16. The transcript has 2 exons. The record is from RefSeq and is a predicted model, not a curated record. Gene Ontology annotation, molecular function: phosphatidylinositol binding. Gene Ontology annotation, cellular component: extrinsic component of endosome membrane; early endosome; late endosome. Gene Ontology annotation, biological process: endosome to lysosome transport; early endosome to late endosome transport; protein targeting to lysosome. Bases 255 to 1109 code for a protein of 284 amino acids. NCBI's taxonomy places the organism in Eukaryota, Metazoa, Arthropoda, Insecta, Lepidoptera, Nymphalidae.